AGCAGCUUCAGCGUCCUCCUCACAGGCCUCUCCUGAGGAAGUGUGCAGCUCAUCCAUAUUCUCUCUGUCACAGGGUGCCUCCUCCCAGAGCAAAGACUGUAGACUGUACUUCCUCAGCCUCUUCCUUGGCUGGAGGCCCUGUGGGGGAGCCCAGCAAAGCCCCUCUCACUGCAGAAGCAGCACCAUAAGAAGGAGAAAUGGCUCCUCUCUCGGCUGGAGACUCUGUGUGGGAUGUCAAUCCUCACCACCCUCUUUGUGAAGAAUUUUUGUGGCCACCAAGGAGCAGCUCUGACUAGCCUUGUCGUAUUCUCUUUACAGGGAUGCCUCCUGCUAUUAAGAGCCGGCUGCUCACACACCAGAGUCUCUCUCCAGCCAGACUCUCCAGGGUGACAGGGGAGGCACAGCUGGGCCAGGCUGCUGGGGAAAAAGAGCCUUCUCCCAAAUGAGGCUGGGGGGGGAAAGCCAUAGAAGGCAGCCUUUUACUUUAUAAAUAAUUUUACUUUAUAAAUAAUUUGUAUACUUUUGCUUUCCUCAAAGCGGACGGUUGUUCAUACAUUAAUAGCAUUUGAGUUGAGGUUCCAAAUUCUAAGCAAAAUAUUGUUAGGGUACAUUCUGUAUGGAUUAGGAGCCUGUGGAAUACGGAGAGGCAGUGUCACAACAGUGACUCGGGACGUGUGACAGAAGAGGGACCAUGGACCCAAGAGCAGAUUUACAAAGGUUCUACUGAAGUUUGUUUCACGAUCGUGUGACCCCUCUGCCAUUAGGGAAGUGAGAGGUCACCAUUAAAAUAUUCAGCAGUUCAUAUAAAAUUUGCAACAAAAUGCUGUGUGAACAUACACAGUCACAUUGUUACAGCAGUCCUGACUCCACCAAUCGUCUUCCUCAUUUCCAUGCAACGCGGUGCUUUGGACUGAGGCCUCGGGUAGACACCAGUCCUUCAUUUAUGUCUCCCUGAGAGCUUGCUCUUCUCCAGAGUUAAGCUUUCUCAAAACAGGAUUUUUGGUGUUUUGUCACCUAAUCUGCUUGUUGCUCCUAGCAUGUCCUGCAAAAGUUCUCAGGCGGGUAUGUACAGCUUUUGCUAAGACCAUACUGGGUGUGCCAGUUCUGCAGGCUCCACCAAGUGCCAUCACUCCACGUUGUGGUCUGUGGCAGUUAACAAGCUACCUAAAGAGUCUGAGCCUGGUGUGGGCACUUGGCCUCAUUAAUAUAGAAAGAACUGUCUGGAGCCCAUUUUUCACGAGAAUGCACACCUGGCUAUGUAACAUUACAUUUUCCUCACCACUUUCCUUUAUUUCAUUUGUUUUAUUUAUAGUGGGUAGCUGCAACCACUUGGAAGAAAAAGCAGAAGAGGAGAGAGAAAUGCUGCCCAAAUCUUUGCAGUGUGAUCAGUGUUAAUAAAGAUUCUGACUGACCUCUUUUAAAAUGCACUUGCGUUAUUACACAUUUGGAGUCACAGUAUUCCCCAACACUCUAGUGCAGUCUUUGGCCAUCCACCCACUGGCUGCUUCAGAGAAGGAAUGAAAACGAAGAGGCUCUAACUCCAGUGGUCACCCUGCUGGCUAAAAAAUCACCAGAGCUGAGGGUCACGCACAGAAAGUGGAAGGGGACGGUGCUCCCUGCACCUAUAGCUGGAUGACGUGGGAAGGUUCAGCCCAAGGAAAAGUCCUGGACAGUGCUAAGAGAAGUUGCAGCCUCCUUUCCUGCUCCUGGGGCAAGGCCUGGGGCCAGCACCCUGCAGUGACCCUCACAGCCUGCGGACUGCUCUGCCCGAAUCUCCAGGGUGCAGCAGUCUCCUUGGGGAGGCAGCUCCCUGACAGGGCAGGCUGCAGCCCCUGUUGUGACACGCGAUGAGGCAACAGCGGGGCCGUCUGUGACAUCACACCACGUCCUGCUCAAAAGCCCUGUGCGCCGCGACCUGCCCUCACUUGGCUGCGAGGCCUUCAGGAGGCAGUGGCUGGUGCUGCUCUGCUGGGGCUGCCGCUGUGAUCUUGAGGAGCUGCCUUGCAGAAAGGAGCCAAAGGCACUGGGAAGCAGCGUCCCCGCGUGGGACAAUUCCUGCUGACGAGUGGAGGAGGCCCGGAGCGAGAUGGAGGCCAGGAGUGCUCCCAUCCUGUGCAACGGCCGCCUCAUGUGUCCAACACUCAUGCACCUCCAGGACGAUGAGAUUGUGAAAGUUUGGGAUGCAGUAUCCCACUUCAUCCGCAGGCAGUUUGCGCUGAACAAGGGUGUCACAGUACCUGGGCUGGGCACCUUCUUUGCUGUUAAACAGGACCGGCCCAUGGCAGGCGUUAAGCUCCUUGACGCAAAGAAGCCCGUCUUCCAGGUUUCGGAGCACUUUGCCAAUGUUCAUGGGCUCCCUUACAAGAAAGAAACUUUUCCUGGAAUACCUCCAUUUGUUUUCCUGAAUUAUGCCUGGCUGUCCUUGGACAUCGGCAUUCCUCGGGACACCGUGCAGCGCUGCAUUCAGGAGACCCUGCUCUUUCUCUCCUACAGCCUUGCAAAGAAGCAGGCUGUGGAUUUCAUCUUCAAGGACAUCGGCCGUCUGGUCUUCCGCAAGAGCAGAGUCCAAAUGCACUUUUCCUCCGACUUUGUUCACAACCUGAAUAGCAACGGCCAGCUGUUGAAAUGCCGCCUCACUAGGUUAAGCACAACGGAUUUGGCCACAUCGGAGAGAAAAAGCAUGGUCCCACACCCAGCUUCUCGAGGUGUCAUCAUCUUUCCCAGGAUUGGGCUCUACAUACCUCGGGGAAGAGCUGCAGGGGAAGGGUCUCUCCAAGCACCCAAGGGUUCUGCUUUGGAGAAGAAGGGAGACGCAAGUGUGGAGGGAGAGUCUACCAGAAGAGGGAUGCCUCCUAUUAAGAGCCAGCUGCUUACACCCAAGAGUCUCUCUCUAUCCAGACUCUCCAAGAUGAAAGGGGAGGCAUAUCUGGGCCAGGCUGCAGGGGAAAAAGUGCCUUCACCCAGAAUGCCAACAGCAAGUCAGGAGAGCAACUCAAAGAUGGCAGAAGAGGGGAAGGGCAAGCACUGUGCUGCAGCCUGGCCCCAAAAUCAAGCCCCUGCCUGUGAAGGUCAACGGAGAGCAGGACAGGAAAUACGCUGCCUGUACCGCCAAGAAGAUGAGAAAACUCUGCAGGCAUUGUUGGUUGAGGAGCAGCUGAAGAAAGAAUGGGAGAGACAGAACAUGUGGGCACAGUGCAAGGCUCGUGGCAAAACGAACGGGGGAGAGAGUAUCUGGCAGAAGACGCAGAUGGAAAUGCAGAGGCUGCAGACAGAGAGUGCAUCCUCCAUGGCACUUGUGGAAUGGAAAAAGUCUCUGCAGAUGGUGCCAGUGGACAUGAAACAGCAGCAUGUCCUCGUCCCUCACCCGCCGGAGAAGAAGGCUGAGGCAGCUCCUCUGAGCAAACCAAGUGCCAGCUGCCUUUCAGUGCGGACUGAGCGCAUCAGGAAACAGCUGGUGAAGAGAAAAGAGGUCCUGCAGAAAGACAAGACCAAGAGCAGAGUUGUCCACAUCCCUGGAAAUUCUGCAGAGGAUCUUCUGAUUUGCGUUGGUGAGAAAAUCCCUGUGCUUCCAAUGCCAAAGAUGACACGAGCAUCAGGGAAACCAGCGAGGACCCCUCGCAGCUGUGAGCAGCUGCGAGCCCAAUAAAGUCUUUUGCUUCCUGCUGGAAGGACCAGCACGGGCUUUGUAGUGUUCUGAUUUCACAGAAACACAGAAUGGUUGAGGUUGGAAGGUACCUGAAGAGGUCAGCUUGGCCAACCCCCUGCUCAAACAUUGCUACCCAGCACCAGUGUCCAAGGAGCAUGUCCUGUGGAGAUGGCUUUCAAGUGUCUCCCCUUGAGGAGGGAGACUCUACAGCCUCACUGGAGAACCCGUGAGAGGACUCGCUCACCCACACACUACAGAAAUGGAUCCUGAGGUUCAGAUGGAAGCCACUGUGUUUGCUUCUGUGCCCAUCGCCUCCUGUCCUGUCAUUGGGCUCCACUGAAAUGAGCCUGGCUCCAUUGCCUUUGCACCCUGCCCGCAGGCAUGCAGUUAUCCACUGAUCCCCCCCUGAGCUUUCUCUUCUCCAGGCUAAACAGUCCCAUCUCUCCCAGCCUCUCUUCAUAGGAGAGAUGCUCUGUUCCCUCAAUAAUCCACCUCACAAUUUUUGUGGGACUGUUAAACAGUUCAAGUAGCACCACUCGUGGCCUGCCAAGACAGCCACGAAGGCCUCCUAGCUGAGGCUGCUGAUUCUCCCUUGCUGAAAGCCAGGUGCCCUUAGGAUCCAGCAUCAGAUCCUGCCUGUGCCUGGAGAGCUGGGAAGAGCUGGGAGCUCUUGAUCCUUCCAGGGUAGAACU
Messenger RNA from Anas platyrhynchos (mallard), 4338 nucleotides. RefSeq lists its product as uncharacterized. The record is from RefSeq and is a predicted model, not a curated record. Gene Ontology annotation, cellular component: microtubule organizing center. Lineage: Eukaryota; Metazoa; Chordata; Aves; Anseriformes; Anatidae.